Molecule: messenger RNA, 910 nt
Organism: Pseudopipra pipra
Lineage: Eukaryota; Metazoa; Chordata; Aves; Passeriformes; Pipridae
Gene: UTS2B
Product: urotensin 2B
Exons: 5
Coding region: 75-458 (127 amino acids)
Biological process (GO): blood vessel diameter maintenance; regulation of blood pressure
Cellular component (GO): extracellular region
Molecular function (GO): hormone activity; G protein-coupled receptor binding
Source: RefSeq, a predicted model, not a curated record
AUCCACUGCCUCUUAAAAGUGAGCUCAUCUGGCGCUGGGUUUCAUUGAAGUCCUCCACUGUGCCUGAAGGAAGAAUGCUUCUGGGCAGUGGGAACGUGGAGAAGAUGUGGUCUGUCCAGCUGUGUCUUGGAGUGCUAACCAUCCUGACCAUGACUCUGUGUGUCCCAUCCACACAUGGAGAACCUUUUUUACUACAAGAGAACCGAGUGCUUCCAGAGAGAGAAGACACAAAUCACGAGGACACACUGCUGAAUCUGCUUCUUAAUAAGAAAUUUGCAUGGCGGAGGCCAGAAAAUGUUGACUGGGAGUUGGCAAAGAAAUUUGAAGAGCUUGAACAGCUGGAGAAGUUGAAAGAUCAGCUCUCAACUGAGGAAGGGUCAGAGGUGGCCUAUGCCUUGGAAAGUCUCUCAGCAUCCCAGCCCAAAAAACGCGCCUGCUUUUGGAAAUACUGCAUCUGAAGGCUCAUCAGGACUGGAGGAUGAAGAUGAGCCCUUCCCCAAACUGCCUUGCUGGGUAUUAAUGUGUUAAGAAUUUGUUCUGUUCUCUCAUCGUGCUGCUAAUUUGGAUGCCAUCCUCCAUGACCACACCACAGCCAAGUCUAACAGGGACUGUGACAGGAGCUGGUAGCCCGCUGCCACUCUCUGCUGCUCCUUCCUUCCAGGUCUACCCUACCAUGGUCUUCUACUUGGAAGAUGCUUCCCAACUUUCUGUGCUGUCCUGUGUGUGCCAUUCAGGCUAUUGCCACUGUACACUCUCCCCCUUCUCACCAGGUCCCCUGAGGCACCAAACACUAACUCAGCUUCCCUGGCCUCGAGCCUCUGCCCACACCUGCAGAUGUUGCUCACAGUGGUGUCUGGGUUUUCUGUUGCCUCCUACAAACAGGUCUGUGAUGACCUAAUGGCUGCUGUUG